AUGUCUUACCCUACUAAAGGACUUUCGAUAGUUGACUUUUGCUGGGUGUUUUGCUGUCCACCUUUUCCGAGAUCUAUUACCGAAAAGAUAGCCUUCAUGCCACCGCUUCCAACAUAUGAAGUGGCUCCAACACAAAGUGAAACUAUUCAGUAUGCUUUUCACCUAUCUCCUGACUAUGACACUUCUGGACUGAGAAAAGUUAUCCAACAGGAGGUUCGAGUUGUAAAAACCACUCUUGAUAGUGACGUAGUUGUUCUCUACGUAAAAGGCACGACAAAAACAAAGUUUACCAUACUCUACAGCCAUGGGAACGCCGUGGACGUUGGAUUAAUACAUCGACUAUGUGUCGAUUUGAGUCAAAUGACCGGUUGCGAUGUGGUUACUUACGAUUAUUCGGGUUAUGGACAAAGCUCUGGAAAACCCUCUGAAAGGAACAUGUUCGCGGACAUUAAAGCUGCUUGGGACUAUACGCUGGCUUUCCAUGAGCCUGAUCCAAGAAUGGUCAUUCUGUAUGGGCAUAGUCUGGGCGCCGUAGCGACUAUUGAUUUGGCUUCAAAAGUAGACUGUGCGGGUGUGAUACUUCAGGCACCGUUUUCGUCUUCUUUCCAAGUUGUGUGCCCGAAUAGAAAAUGGUUCUCUUGGCUAGACACUUUGAAGAGGUACUAG
This is a messenger RNA of Argiope bruennichi, 666 nucleotides long. RefSeq names its product alpha/beta hydrolase domain-containing protein 17C-like. The transcript has a single exon. Lineage: Eukaryota; Metazoa; Arthropoda; Arachnida; Araneae; Araneidae. The record is from RefSeq and is a predicted model, not a curated record. Bases 1 to 666 code for a protein of 221 amino acids.